This is a messenger RNA of Rhagoletis pomonella (apple maggot), 3054 nucleotides long. RefSeq names its product DNA repair protein complementing XP-C cells homolog (gene Xpc). NCBI's taxonomy places the organism in Eukaryota, Metazoa, Arthropoda, Insecta, Diptera, Tephritidae. Bases 126 to 1127 code for a protein of 333 amino acids. The record is from RefSeq and is a predicted model, not a curated record. The transcript is spliced from 2 exons.
CCCGUAAAAACAGUUAGAAGAAGAGUUGUUAUAGAAUUUUAAACAGCUUCAAAAAAUCGAUAAAGCAAAACGGGAUCCUUGAUGUGAAGAAAACACCCAUUUUUCGCGCGUAGGUUUUGCAAAAAAUGUCGGACGAGGAAGAAGAAUCCAUGUCGGAAGAUUUCUCCGCCAGUGAGGACGAAUGGAAGCCAACUAAGGAUGUGCGUGGUGGGGAGUCGUCCGAUGACGAUGAUAGUGAUUUCGAGGAGUCACGGCAAGCUACAGGCGCGGAAAGUGUUAGCGGAUCGAGCGCUGCAACUAGACGAAAAGGAGUAUCAGCAGCUGCUAAGGUGACUAUAAAGCAAACUGCCAUUAAGAAACGCAAAUCCAUUGGUCAGUCAUUGCGUACUAAACUAUACAACAAAUAUCGGCCUCCACCAAAAACUUUUCCGUCACCCAAUAGCGCUGGUAGCAACUCGCCAUCGGCGUCAACAUCACGAACGGCUUCAAAAAACGCCAAAAUGCCCAAUGAAAGUGGCGAACAUGGCAACGACUCCAGCAGCGAAUCGAGUGUUGAAGAUUAUCUCGUCAAUCCUGCAGAUAUCGAUCUGAAAUCGAGUUUCUUCAAUGUACGUCAUGAAGAUAAAGCAAAAUCCACUUCGCCGGCACCCUUUUUCGACUGCAAUGUCGGCAUUACUAAACUCUCUGAUUCAGGAUCAGAGGAUAACAACGAAUCUAGUGCAGAUGAGCAGCAAGCAAAUGGAAAGGCAUUUGAUUUUGCAAAUUUGUUGGAUAAUGUUAAUAGUCUGGAGCGUGCUAAGGAAACCAUAGCGAAACGUGCUGCUGAUACAAAAAAGCAGAAUACCAAAAUAACUGGUGAUAAAUGCAAUACAACAGUUAUGGAUGUCAAUUCGUUACUUGCAUUGGGCGAAAAACAGAGUCAUGCUGCUAUGCGCAGUAUAAAACCGAAGGAUGACGGAGGGGAGGAAGAUGACGAAGGCGAAGCUGAGCGCGGACCACAGAAGUUGAGUAAAACCAAAUCGACACGCGUCAAACGACAUACCAAAACGCGUCCAGCUUCGACUGUUGUGGCAGGUGAUACAGAUGAUUCGGACUUUGAAGAAGUAGCAGGUAGGAAACGCAAGUAGUGGACUGUAAGUGGUAGAAUGCUGCUGAUAAAAUGUCUAAAAUGCGCUUCCAGUUGUUCAAAUGAGACUGUGUGUAGGUUUGUGUGCACUUUAUGCGUUCAUCGUUUUCCUUUUGAAGCUAUAUAAACAAAUGGCUCACAUAGAAAUGAAAUACAAUAGUAUUUAAAAAUUAAAGAAAUAGAUCUUACAGAAAUAUAUUAAUAGUUUCGUGGGCAUUUAUGAAAUACGUAAAUUCAGCUAUUAAAUUUCUGGUUCUAGAUGCCAUAAAUUACUUGUUUCUUAUGCAAAUUGCUUGCAUACAACAAAGAUUUUGGAAGCUUUUUUCACUCUUUAAUACAUAUAGGCAGUAAUAUUUUAGUAAUUUAAAUCCUCAUAUUUAAAAUCUUUUAGAGCGAAGUCUAGCGUUAAAUAUCUACAAACAGCCAAGUUAGGAAAUAUUCAAUACCCAAGUACCUAAACCACUGUAUGUAUCUGUCUUGGUGCUGGUGAUGCAAGGUUAAAUUUUGCCGACAUGUUGAAUUAAGCAAAAAUUAAAAUACUAAUUGUCAAAAGCUUGAGUAUUGUAGUUAGUAAAGCAAUAAAAUAUUGCGAAAACAUAUUAAACUAGUUAGAAUGUUUCUUGUAUUCAUUGUGAUGAAAUUAGAAGACAGCAAUGUAUUGUCAUGUAUUAUUUCGUUGUUUGAUUACAGUUCUUAUCAUUUACAAUUUGAAGCGCUUACUUAUAUUAAUCUUUAGACUACAUAUAUAUAUACAUUUUUGUUGGGUUAAUGGUUUAUAAGUGACUGGAGAGGGAUCAUACUAACUGUGUAAAAUCAUCGUUGUCAUUCAUUCUUACAUAUGCAUUGCAUACAAAUAACUUCCUAUUUACAAAUAUUAAAGUAGAGUAAAGAACUGCACGCUAUUAAAUAUUUCAUUUAAAACAUUUUAGUUUUAAUACAAUAAUGAGUAUGAUACUUCCUCCGUUGAAGACUAGCAGAUGAGAAAUUAUUGUACUAAACCAAUUACGUUUUAACAGCUAAUAAUUUAUGAGACUAUGAUUUCUUCAAGAAUAAUUUUUAUAGUUAAAUCUGGGUAGCAGUUAAUAUUCAGACUUAGAAAAAAUUUAAUUACUUCACAAACUGUGUUGCAGUGUUGCGCGAAUUAUUCAAGUUUUAUCAAUUGGAAAGUUGCAACAGUCUUGCAAAUUUUCAUCAGCGCGGCAGUAUUGCCGCUUUUAUUACGUGCCUCGAACAGGCCCUAGGUUGCUCAUAUUUACGUGUGUCGGAGCCUAAGAAAAGGGAACACCACUUCUAGUAAAUUAAGUUAUGCAUUUAUCUUUUAAGAGUAACCCUAGUUUAGGUUGCGGUUGCCAAUUAGGUCAAUUGACCACCUGUAAUGGCUAUAAACGCCGUUCCUCUCAAAAGUAUAUUUCUCAGCAUUUCACUCUAAUCUGGAGAUAAAGUACUGUCAGACGUGGUAAUAUUUCCAACUUUUCAACGCCCUUCGCCGUCAAAUUGGAAGGGAGCAAUUUUACAUUCUCGUGUGAAUACCCUGAAACACCUUAUUGCAACUUUUCGUAAACCAACUUCCAAAAUAAAAGUUGCAAGGUGUGAUUGUAACUAAAAGAGCGCAAAUCGAUUUGGAAAAUAUAUUGAUGAAAUAUGACCAGAUAUAUGUACAUUAGGCUUUGCGGCCGCGGCGUGGUCAACUUCAAAAAUAAUUUUUGAGCCUUUCGAUCCACUGUUUAAAAAAUAGCUUAUAUGUAGAUGGUUUGAAUUUCUACUAAAAUAUUUAGCGCCAAAUUUUUCAAAGGAUAACCGAAUGUAAUGAAAAAUUAUACAAAUUUUCACGAAAAACUUCGCAAUUUAGCAAACUCCAAACUGAUUUUAGACCCAUGAUUUCAUCGGCAAAUUUGCUUAGAACUACACGUAGAAUCCUCCUAUGCUAU